AUGUGGAGAUUAGUUAUACUUCUAACAAUAGUGUUGUCCGUUGAUUGUGUUGUGAUAGGUCGAAUUCAAGACGCACAGCUGAUCGGAGAUGAUAAUGAAGUAUGGUUCAAUCAAACACGCGAGCAAUGUAUUUGCGAAAUGGUGAAAUCCAAUGGAUUGAUUCUAGCACUUAAUUACUUCGUCACCAAUCAAACAUGCCAAUUCUUUUCCUUGAAUGCGACUAACAUUCGUCUUGAAUUCUUUAUGAACUGUCUAGUAAUCUAUGUAAAUCAAUCAACUUUAUUGAAUAUGUUCCAAUCAACAACUUCGACGCUACCAUUUACUACAACAACUCAAACAGAAUGGAUAAGAACGGGAGAUAUGACAGUUCCACGAAGCUCCCAUUCAGCAUCCGUUCUAUCGAACGGACAAGUGCUAGUCGCUGGUGGUACCAGUCACGGUGUUUACCUUAGUAAUGCUGAACUGUAUGAUCCGUCAACAGGAUUGUGGACUCCUACAGGUAGUAUGAAUGUUGCACGUUCGGUUCAUAGAACUGUCGUGUUAUCAAAUGGAAAUGUACUAGCUACCGGCGGAUAUACGGGCACAAAUUGUCUCAGCAGUGCUGAAUUAUAUGAUGCUUCGACUGGAACAUGGACAUACACAGGCAAUAUGAAUGUUGCACGACAUGGUCAUGGUAUAACUUUAUUGCUCAAUGGAAAAGUUUUCGUUUUUGGUGGGUUUACAGGUAGUGUGUAUACCAAUACUGCGGAAUUAUAUGAUCCCGCCAGUGGGAUAUGGACUAACACAGGAAGUAUGAGCGUCGCACGUUAUUUUCCUCCAGCAUCUAUAUUUUCCAAUGGAAAAGUAUUAGUUAGUGGUGGAUAUACAGGCAGCAUUUAUACUAACACAGCUGAAUUGUAUAACCCUACAACUGGAACAUGGACAAGCACGGGAAGUAUGAAUUUUGCACGGUAUGGUCAUACAUUAUCGAUGUCAUCGAAUGAAACAGUGUUAGUUGUCGGUGGAAUCGACAACAGUGGUUAUUAUGAAAGUACAGCAGAACUAUAUAGUUCUUCAACAGGCAUUUGGAUAGUAACUGGAAGUAUGAGUAUUACUCGAUUUGGUCAUAAGGCGUUAGAAUUGACUAAUGGGAAAGUGAUAGUUAUCGGUGGUAGAAAUAAUAUCUAUUCAGCUCUAAACAGUGCAGAAGUAUACAGUCCAUCGACUAGUAAUUGGAAAACGAUUGAAAAUUUGACUGUUGCACGCAUGUAUCACUCAGCAUGUUUAUUAUCUAAUGGAAUUAUACAUGUUAGUGGCGGACAACUUAAUGGAGACUAUACUAAUACUGUUGAAGUUCACUAUUAA
This is a messenger RNA of Adineta ricciae, 1344 nucleotides long. NCBI's taxonomy places the organism in Eukaryota, Metazoa, Rotifera, Eurotatoria, Adinetida, Adinetidae. The record is from the annotation of a GenBank genome assembly.